UCGCUCAAUUUUUUUGCUUAACCUCAAAUCUCUUAUUUUUUCAAGACGAAUACUGCGUCUUAAUGUGAAAACGUGUCCGGAAGGCGGUGUAUUGGGUGUUGUUACGGUUGCCUUUACGCAGCUUCGUACCGAUGCCUGCCAUCACCGUACCUGGAUGAGACGCUCCUGCAUCCAGCUGUGUCCUCGCGCACAGUGCCGAAGAGUGUCAGGCGCGAGUCAGGACCAUACAUACCGGCAGCCGGAGAGCUCGUGCCUCCUCGUUAACCGUAACGGCUGGCUAAUAUCCACACAGGUGUCCCACGAGACCCGGUUAUAGCCUGGCGACGAGAAAAAGGGGGCACCGCAUCUGUUGCCUGGGUGAAUUCAUUAACACGUUAGCAUCCAGCUAGCUAGCUAUCUUCAAGGUACCUGGCACAACGAGGUGUAAGUUGCACCGAAAAUCACGAAUGUCAUCUCGGUUUUCCAGCGGACAGCGCUCGACAUGAAGCUUCGGUAAAUAGCGGUUUCGGUUACGGGGCGAUAUAUUAACGUUACGUCCUGAAAAGAGUACGGUCCGUAAAGGUGUAGCAAUGGGUUUGAUGUAAGGCUAAGGAGCUAACGGGAGCUAGCAGGCUAGCUUCAUGGAGAGUCAGUUGUAGCUCUGCGGCUGCUGCAGAGAGUAGCUCGGAGCUACACACCCUGCUAGCUAACAUGGAGUGUUUGUUUCCCACUAAGCCUGAAGCUGUCUCACAUAGAUAAAUACAAUGACAAUUCUGGAUUCGAUAGUCAGCUAGAAGGCCGACGCGACAAUGGAGUCUUUCCUGCAGAUAGCUCCCCACUCCCUGGCCAUAGUGCUGUCCAGGGUCGGGGCUGGGGAGGCGGUGGGGGCCGCCGGGGUGUCAGAGAGCGACGCGCUGCCGAGACACCACACCGGCUAUGAGAUUUUCGCCGAUUUCAAAGCAGAAAACACCCAGCAACAUGUGUGGAACCAGAGGAUUACCGAGGCUGUGUCCGAGACCUUUUUCCUGGGAUGGAUAGACGAGCAUGUGCUGUUGAUCCAGGGGAAGGAGGACCACCUGGAGGUGCUGAGGGAGGGAUGGAUGCGGAGGUCCCUCAAUCCGCCGCGGGGAUUCACCAUUAAGUACCUGGGUGAUGUGUCACCCAUCAGUAUGUCCCCCAUCAGCCAAUCGCAGUUCAUCCCUUUGGGAGAGGUAUUGCUAUUGGCUAUCUCUGCUAUGAACUCCGCCCACAAGCCUGUCACUCAGGAGGCCCUAACUGAACACUUGCAGACAUGUUUUCCAGGUGUUCCCACACCAACGGAGGAGGUCCUGCACCACACGCUUGGCAUGCUGGUGCGUGAGCGGAAGAUCUACCCAACGCCCGACGGAUAUUUUAUUGUUACCCCUCAGACUUACUUCAUCACUCCGAGCCUAAUCCGAACCAGCUCCAAGUGGUACCACUUAGACGAGCGGUCGGCGGAGCGACACCAACAGCAGCAGCAGCACCAGAACCAACAGCAGCAUCAGCAGACGCAGUGCACCUCCCCUCUCUCCGGCACCAUCACACCGUCAACUUCCGGAGCUGUGCGAGACCGAACGCACCCCAAGUCCAGCCAAAACCACAGCGGGGGAGGGGGAGGAGGUGGGGAUUCUUUUUACAACAACAGUUACCGUGGCGACGACCCCCCUAGCCACCACACCACCCUGCAGCGUAGAUCUCCCAAAGACCACCGGGAGGCGUACUCGUCCCCGCAUUCCCCCCAAACACCUCCUCAGCAAGCAGGAGGCAACACAGAAAAGAGUCGCAGCACUCUUGGGUUCCCCUUCAAGACGGAUACGCUCACCAAACACCGAGGUGGGGGAGGAGCAGGAGGAGGAGGAGGGGGAGCAGGAGGGGGAGGGGGAGGAGGAGGAGGAACUGGAGAGAUAGAAAAACAAGCAGGUGGAGGAAGUGGUACAGGAAGUCGGAAAUUUGGUUUGAAGCUGUUCCGUCUGAGCUUUAAAAAGGACAAGGCCAAGCAGCUGGCCACCUUCUCCGCCCAGUUCCCCCCGGAGGAGUGGCCCCUGCGCGACGAGGAGGCACCCAGCCAGCUGCCCCGCCACGUAGAGAUGGAAAUCAUCCGCAGAAUCAACCCUGACCUCACUGUGGAGAACCUCGCUCGGCACACCGCAGUUAUGAAGCGCCUCGAAGAAGAGCGUGCUCAGAGAAGCAAAGCGUCAUCAGCCAAUCAGAGCUCCAGGAGUAGGAGGAGUGGGGGCCGUCACAGGAAGCAGUCACAGACCAAAAUCAGUCGCUCACACAGCAAGACGAGGGCAUCCCGCGGCGAGCCGAGCGACGGUUCCCAUCUGGAGUUGGCCGACAGGGACUACAGAGCCUACUCCUCCUCGCUGGCCCGCUCACCACGGGAACACGCCCUUGCCAUGGAGCGGCAACGGGCCCGCCUUCACCUGGCGCACAGCAACCCUAACAUCCUUGACUCCUCACACCUGCCUGUCACGCCAGAGUGGGACGUGUCCGGAGAGCUCGCCAAACGGCGCACAGAAAUGCCUUUCCCCGAGCCAAGCCAUGGCCCCUCAGCCCACCACUCCAAAGUCCACCGCUCGCACUCCCACACCCAGGAGAGGAAGUCCAGGAAUGAACGCAGUGACAAGGCCAAGGAACGCUCCAGAUCCAUGGACAAUUCCAAAGGACCACUCGGAGCAGGAUUGAUCGGACCACCUGAUUAUUACGACGACCGAAGCCGUUACUAUACCGAUGAUGGCACCUUGCGAGCCAAUCAGAGCUCUUCUCACUACUCUCGUGCCACGCCCCCCUCAGCUAAGCUACCUGUGGAUGCUCUAGGGUUGGAUGGCGGCAGGAGUUUAGAGAAGAGUAAGAGCAGGGACAGCCUGCCCGCCUACUCACCCAAACUACUGCCCACCGCCGUACCCCCUGAUGAUUACUUCCAAUGCGCCGGUUCCUCUGAGGCUGCUCUCACUGCAGCAAACCCGCUGGGCACUCUGGGUAAAAGUAGCCAUGAUGGAUUAAAACUGAGCAGCACUGACAGACAAAUGGACAGACAGACACCCCAUCCUCUAGAAAGUAAGGAGGACUUGUCAAAGGUGGGACCUAAGGGAGGCAGCUUGCCUCCAAUACCCCUCUCUCUCCCUGAUCCCCCACUUUCUAAUGGACGACCUCCCCACAGUGCCUCCUCUGGUCAGGAGAAACGUAAGGAGAUCUUUAGUAAAGACACACUCUUCAAACCUCCUCCCAGCCUCCCUUUGCCCGGCUACAGCUCCCUUAGAAAACCCCCAGCCCUCGCUUCCUCCACUCUGUCCUCGUCCUGCGAUGCACUUGAUUCCCAGGAGGCCUUUGAUGCUCCCAAACCUCUGGUGGCAACGCCGUCUGCCCCUCCACAGGGGAUCGAACCUACCACCAGUGCUGCAGAGGCCUCCUUCGACUACUACAACGUCUCAGACGAUGAUGAGCUGGAGGAGGGGGGGAGCAAAAGUCGAGGAGAGGACGAGAAGGCUGGAGGAGGUGUUGUUGGGAUGGGAGGAGGAGGAGCGGGGACCAUGCAGUGGCUGCUGGAGAGAGAGAAGGAGAGGGAUCUACAGAGGAGGUUUGAAAGAACCCUCACCUUCCCUGGUGCUAAAGAGAACCUUCCAGAGCCCAGUCAGAACCAGCAGUCAGCCCACUCUGCCAGACUGGACAGUAUGGACUCCAGCUCGGUCACUGUAGACAGUGGAUUCAACUCACCACGAACAAGGGAGAGCCUAGCAUCUAACACCUCUUCCAUAGUGGAGAGUAACCGUCGGCAGAACCUGGCACUGAGCCCCGGCCACCUCGGCAUCACUACCGGCAACGGCCCCCCCUUCUCCUUCCGUGCAAUCCCAGAACCUGCCGGCACCCAACCGGAGAAACUCCAGAAGCCCAGCGCUUGCCUUGCGUCAAUCACCAGCGUUUAGGGGCAGAACUAAGGGCUGGGUGGAGUGCCGAGAGCCAAUGGAGAGAGGCCAGAAGACAAAAGUCCGACCCCCAAGGACUGUUACAUCUUAGACUGACUGAUCAGUGGAGCUGCCACAGACCCACUGUGGAACUAUAGCUAUUAACACACACACACACACACACACACACACAUAUACACUUGGACAGAUACAAACAGAGAAAUUUAAACUACCAGGAAACUGCUGUCAUCUCACAAACACACACACACCCACACACACAAACACACACACAGAAACAGACAUAUACACACCAGGCCACUGGGCAGACUCUGACCAUGUCAUUCUACAGCCUCUAGUUUACACACUGCUGUUGUGUUGUUUCACUUUCACGUGGGUUCUAGUGUGUGUG
Plectropomus leopardus (leopard coralgrouper) is the source of this 4314-nucleotide messenger RNA. RefSeq names its product storkhead-box protein 2-like. Lineage: Eukaryota; Metazoa; Chordata; Actinopteri; Perciformes; Serranidae. Gene Ontology annotation, biological process: regulation of transcription by RNA polymerase II. Gene Ontology annotation, cellular component: nucleus; cytoplasm. Gene Ontology annotation, molecular function: RNA polymerase II transcription regulatory region sequence-specific DNA binding. The record is from RefSeq and is a predicted model, not a curated record.